AUGUCUGUUGCCAAAUCUGCCUCCACUAAACUGAACUGGGCCUCCGUUAUCUCGUCCCUUAAACUUACAGGUAAGACUGCAACUCAAUUGAGUUCUUUCAAGAAGAGAAAUGAUGAAGCUCGCAGAAAGCUGUUAGAACUUCAAUCUCAGCCAACCAGUGUUGACUUCAGCCAGUUCCGCUCUGUUUUGAAAAAUAGUGAAGUUGUUGACAAGAUCGAGUCGUUUUACAAGUCCUACAAGCCAGUGACCGUGGACGUCAAGAAACAGCUUUCUACCAUCGAAGCUUUCGAAUCUCAAGCCCUUGAAAACGCCAGGGAAACUGAGAAAUUCGUUGCUCAAGAGCUAAAAGAUCUGAGCGACACUUUGAAGAACAUCGAGUCUGCCAGACCUUUCGACCAACUAACUGUCGAAGAAUUGGCUAAGGCUAGACCAGACAUCGACGCGAAGGUCGAGGAAAUGGUCAAGAAGGGCAGAUGGGAAGUUCCAGGCUACAAGGAGAAGUUUGGCGACUUGACUGUGAUGUAA
Messenger RNA from Lachancea nothofagi CBS 11611, 525 nucleotides. The record is from the annotation of a GenBank genome assembly. NCBI's taxonomy places the organism in Eukaryota, Fungi, Ascomycota, Saccharomycetes, Saccharomycetales, Saccharomycetaceae.